CUCGACAGUCACUCGUGGUUCCGCAGUCUACGUUUUGAUUCGGGUCCAAAAUGUAAAUUCCACCUGUGAGAAGGACCACAAACGAAAUUUCCGUGAAGUAAUCUAUUUCACAUUUUUGAAAAUGUUGUCGGGAAGGGUUAUUUUGCACAUGCCUGGCAGCUUCGUCGCUGCUGGGCAAGUGCGUGGGAUGGCGACUUUGAAAGAUAUUUCCAUCCGCCUGAAAUCGAUCAAGAAUAUUCAGAAAAUCACCAAAUCCAUGAAGAUGGUGUCCGCUGCUAAGUACGCCAGGGCCGAGCGCGAACUGAAGCCUGCGAGACCGUAUGGCGCAGGCGCAUUAGCCUUUUACGAGAAAGCCGAUGUUAAAGCGGAUCCUACGAAGCCCAAUCAUUUGGUCGUUGCCAUUAGCAGUGAUCGCGGACUCUGCGGAGGCAUCCAUUCGGGUAUUGUCAAGGCAAUCCGCAAUGAUCUGGCGCAAAAAGGCGGCACCGAGAAUGUGAAAAUCGUGGCUGUCGGAGAUAAGGCCAGGGGGAUUUUGCAGAGGACAAUGGCCAAAAAUUUCCUGGUGACAGUGAAAGAAUUGGGCAGGAAGCCGCCAACAUUCGCUGAUGCUUCGGAAGUUGCUCAGGCCAUCCUCGACUCUGGCUAUGAAUUCGACAACGGCAGUUUAUAUUACAAUACUUUCAAGUCCGUCGUUUCAUACAAGCCCACCGUAAAACCACUCUUCUCCUUGGACGCCAUAUCCCGCGCUGAUAAGAUUAACUUAUACGAUGAUGUGGAUGCAGACGUUUUAAAAAGCUAUCAAGAGUAUAAUAUCGCUAGCUUGAUUUACUACGCCAUGAAGGAAAACGCUUGCAGCGAGCAGAGUUCGAGGAUGUCGUCCAUGGAUAACGCCAGCAAGAAUGCAGGUGAAAUCAUUCAGAAACUUACUUUGACGUUCAACCGUACUCGCCAGGCCGUCAUUACUCGGGAGCUUAUCGAAAUUAUUUCCGGGGCAUCGGCAUUAUAAAGUCAUCUUGGGAUUGUUUUUAUUGUAUUUUAUUAUCCGCUUACAAUUAUUGUUCUGUGCAGUGUGGUUUUUCUUUUUGCGCAUUAUAUUCGUUUCCUAACCAGAGCUUUGCAUUUGAUUGAUGGUUUAGCCAGUAGGCAGUAUCCGUAGUGUUAUUCAUGCAAGGUAUGUAAACGCCCUGUAUAAGAAUGGCGCUCGUGUUUGUCAAUGUGAGUUUAGCUUCGCUAGUUCUGCAUUGUUGCUGCUUUAGAAAAAAAUCCAUGGUUUGA
This is a messenger RNA of Paramacrobiotus metropolitanus, 1275 nucleotides long. RefSeq names its product ATP synthase subunit gamma, mitochondrial-like. Gene Ontology annotation, molecular function: proton-transporting ATP synthase activity, rotational mechanism. Gene Ontology annotation, biological process: proton motive force-driven ATP synthesis. The transcript is spliced from 7 exons. Lineage: Eukaryota; Metazoa; Tardigrada; Eutardigrada; Parachela; Macrobiotidae. The record is from RefSeq and is a predicted model, not a curated record. The coding region runs from base 122 to 1006 and encodes 294 amino acids.